AUGCUGGCCCAGUGCUGCCUCCGGGCGCCCGCCGGCGCGGCGCGCGGCCAGGCGCCGGCGCAGCGGCAGCGUGUGGUUCGCGCGGGCGGCUGGAAGGAGGGCGGGCGGCUGCGCGCGACCGCGGACAUGCAUGCGGGGUCGGUGCCGUUCAACACUGGGGAGGACCACCUCGCGGAGUGGACGCCGGACUCGUGGAAGAACUACACCGCGCUGCAGCAGCCCUCGUACCCUGACGAGGCCGCGCUCCGGGCCGCGUGCUCCGAGAUUGAGGCCAUGCCGCCGCUCGUAUUCGCGGGCGAGAUGCGCAGGCUCCAGGCGCGGCUCGCCAAGGCCGCGACGGGCGAGGCAUUCAUCCUACAGGGCGGCGACUGCGCGGAGGCGUUCUCGCAGUUCUCCGCGAACCGCAUCCGCGACCUGUACCGCCUCAUCCUCCAAAUGAGCGUGGUCAUGAUGUACGGCGGCGGCGUGCCCGUGGUCAAGAUCGGACGCAUCGCCGGGCAGUUCGCCAAGCCGCGCUCCGCGGACCUCGAGACCAUCGACGGCGUCAGCCUCCCGUCCUACCGCGGCGACAACAUCAACGGCCCGGAGUUCACGGAGGAGGCUCGCGUCCCGGACCCAAACCGCCUGGUGCGGUGCUACCACCAGUCCGCGGCGACGAUGAACCUGCUGCGCGCGUUCUCGACGGGCGGCUACGCGGGCCUGGACCGCGUGAAGGACUGGAACCUCGACUUCAUGGCGAACAGCGACGCCGGCACGGACUACCAGGCCCUGGCGGCGCGUGUGGACGAGGCCCUGGCCUUCCUCGACGCGGUGGGCUUCGACGCGGAGUCCUCGGGCCUGCUCCAGAACACGGAGUUCUACACGUCGCACGAGUGCCUGUUGCUCGACUACGAGCAGGCGCUCACGCGCGAGGACUCGACCACGGGGCUGUGGUACAACUGUAGCGCGCACUACGUGUGGUGCGGGGAGCGGACGCGGCAGCUGGACGGCGCGCACGUGGAGUUCCUGCGCGGCGUCGCGAACCCGAUCGGCGUGAAGGUCUCGCACACGAUGGAGAGGGACGAGCUGGUGCAGCUCAUCACGACGCUCAACCCGAACAACGUGCCCGGGCGGCUGGUGAUCGUGACGCGGAUGGGCGCGGACAACAUGCGGAAGCACCUCCCGGGGCUCGUGCAGGCGGUGCGGGACGCGGGCCUCGUGGUGACGUGGCAGUGCGACCCCAUGCACGGCAACACCGAGGCGUGCAACGGGUAUAAGACGCGCAAGUACGAGAACAUUCGCGCGGAGGUCGAGGCGUUCUUCGACGUGCACGACGAGUGCGGGACCGUCCCCGGCGGCAUCCACCUCGAGAUGACGGGCGAGAACGUGACGGAGUGCGUGGGCGGCGGGGCGGGCGUGCAGCCCGACGACCUGUCGAGCCGCUACCACACGCACUGCGACCCGCGGCUGAACGCGGAGCAGUCCCUCGAGAUGGCCUUCUACGUCGCCAGCCGGUUGCGCUCCAACCGCCUCCGGCGCGAGGCGCUGAAGCAGCAGGAGGACCCCACCAAGGUCUACGGCGGCAGCAAGGCCUCGCACUAG
This is a messenger RNA of Pedinophyceae sp. YPF-701, 1581 nucleotides long. The record is from the annotation of a GenBank genome assembly. NCBI's taxonomy places the organism in Eukaryota, Viridiplantae, Chlorophyta, Pedinophyceae.